GUCUAGCAGGUCUAGCAAAUUAUAUAGUGGGUAGCUAAUACCUGCAGGUAUUAAUAUGCAGUAGGCACAUAACAGCCUAACAGACAUGACAUGAUUUACCGAUCGACGGUUUACUGUAAUUUGCUUUGGCUUGCAGUCUUUGCAUAUUCAUUUUAUGAGUCAUUUAAUAUUAUAUAAUUUUUUCUAGAGACUGAAUUUUGCAAAAGUGAUUUUUGCAAAAGUUAGAUGCUCAUCUAGUCGUCUGUCAAAUCUCAUAUAAGUCAUGGAUAACCAAUAAUAUCCGUUAUCAGUAGAUUUGACGUUUUUGUUCACCAUUGACCAUUUUGUAUUAUCAACUCACGUUGGAGUCAAUUUAGCAAAUUCAAGGCAUCAUUUCGUAUAUUAGUUUCGUUCAGUCCUGAACAAAAAAUAUUAAAUAUCUAUAAAUAUCUCUACUAGUGGGGAUUGCAUGUUGUUGGGGGCUUCUGAACUCUCCAUUAGGUUUUCAGGUAUUUCGAUGAAAUUUAAUUUUUGGAUGAUCAUUAAUAUUUUGAGAAAGAUGAAGAACGGCUUAAUAAAAAUUGUAGGCAGAUUUUUUUUUUAUAACUCAAAUAAAAGUGUCUGACUUUAAGAAAUCUUAACAAAGUCUAAAGUAGCUCUAACUUGAAUGCCGUCUGCAACAAGCUUUAUAACCGCAGUGCGACAAUAAAAUAUGUCUAACCAGUGCUCACUGGGUGAUAAAGUUGUACCUUAAUCCGCAUUCAAUUAUCCACGCUUCAAGUUUAUUAGAAGAAAUUUAAUAACCCGGUCGAAACCAGGGAAAACAACUGAGCAUUGUAUAUUAAUUGUAGACAUGUUUCGGAAAGUGUUCAGGUAGAAAACAUCGCAGUAAUCAGUCCUUAUCACGUGUAAAUGAAGCAAUUAUUUGUUGGGAGAUCGUGACAAAUUGGCGCUGUGUAACAUUGUUUAAGGUUGCUAUAUUGGCGCCUUAUUAAAGUCGCCCAGUCUUUGCCCGGCGCGCCAUUAUGUACUGAACCUCGGCGCGGAUUUGGAAACGAUAAUGAAAAUACUCCUGAUAUUCUGCAUCUCUAUACUAAAAACGUGCCGGUCAGAUGUGCAGCUAGGACAACUGGAAGCCAGUGCCAAACAGGGACUAAGAAAUGGUUUUAAUAGAGAAGCUUUUCUUGAUAGAAGAGAAAACAGAGACCAAAACAUAGCGAGAGCUGGAAACAUCGCUAGAGCGCCAAAUAUUGAACAUGCGGAACAUGUGCGAGGAGUGAACAUCGCGAGACAAGGCGCACUUGGUGAAGUUGAACUCACUCACAGUGCAGGCCCUAAACAGGUCGAUAAUGUAGGAACGUUAGGUAGUAUGGCUGGUAAAUUGCCUUCCGCAAAAAAGAAUCGAGAAGCUGGAAUGAAUCAAUACGGUCAAAAUUUAGUUCAUAAGCCACCUAUCGAAACUCGAGCGAGUGAAGCCACCACAAAACCAACAAAUUUCGAAAAAGAGCCUCCCGAUGUUAAUAAUAAUCAAAGAAAAGCUGCCAUAAAUCAACGGGCUAAUUUUGUAAGAGCAUAUGACUACAACAGAAGAGUACCUCGUGGUAGAGCUGAAGACUAUGGUUUUGGGCCCUAUGUUAACAGAGUUGAUAAUGUUAAUCGAAAACCUAAUGAGCCCGGUAAUCCAGAUAUUGCCAGGUUUGGUAAGUACGUUGAAGUCCUGCCUGUGGUGGAACCGAAAUACAACCUUCAACGACAUGGUUACUCACAUCCAGACCCAGAAAUUGAAAACAACCUUCGGCAAUCUUUUAUGCCGACUGUGGAAGCCCUUCCAGAUAUUAGUCUUACUCAAGACGGCAGUAAAGGUGGUCGUACUGUCAAUAGUGAUGCAAAUACGGCCAUUGACGACUUCGAAUACGUCUUGGCUCCUGACUAUGAAAACGAAAACAUUAAUCCUCUGAACAAUAAUGUUGCCGUUGGAACUUUUCCAACAUAUCCCACAUUUAACGAUAGUAACAUAGACAAAGGUACUGAUGUAGACAAUGACACCUAUGCCGACCAGAGUGAAAUUUCAAAUCGCAUAUUUGGUAGUAUGAAUACGAAUGAUUACAACUAUGAGGACGACUCGGGCUAUCAGGGAGUUCUCAAUAAUAUUGCUAAGAUGUUUAAGAAAAAGAGCCAAGCGGGUAGCGGUGGUGGUGGCUACGGUAGUAGUGGUGGCUACGGUAGUAGUGGUGGCUACAGUAGUAGUGGUGGCGGCGGCGGCGGUGGCGGAUCCAGUGGUUUUAAUGGUUGUUGUGGGGGUUUUAGUGGUGGUUUCGGUGGUGGUUUCGGCGGCUGCGGCGGUUGUUGGGGUGGUUGCGGCGGUUGUUGGGGUGGCUGCGGAGGAGGCGGUGGUAUGAGAGGUUGCUGUAACAACAUGAAAAGUGAAAGUAAAACCUGUAAAUUUAAUUGUAAAAAAGAAUCAUCGAACAGUUGUAAUUGUAAACCUACACAGAUAUGCUAUUGCGUUGACAGAACCGAAAAGAACUUCAUCGAGCACAGCGAACAUCAUUACAACCACAAUUAUGACCACAAUUUCGACCAUAGUAUAAACCACAACUCCGAACACAAUUUCGACCACAGUAUAAACCACAACUACGACCACAAUAUUAACCACAACUACGACCACAAUAUUAACCACAACUACGACCACAAUAUUAAUCACAACUACGACCACAAUAUUAAUCACAACUACGAACAUAACUACGAACACAACUACGAACAUAACUACGACCACAAUUAUGAUCACAAUUUCGAUCACAGUAUAAACCACAACUACGACCAUGAUUUCGACCACACUAUAAACCACAACUACGACCACAGUAUAAACCACAACUACGACCACAAUUUCGACCACAGCAUAAACCACAACUUCGACCAUAACAUUAACCACAACAUCGACCACAACUACGACCAAAAAGUCAAACACAAGGUCGAGCAUAACAUUAACCACAUCGAACACAACUAUGAACACAAAGUCGUCAACCACAAAACAGACAUUCAACAUGAAACUGACUUCAACCACAAUAUCGAGUUCAACCACAACCAGGAAGAUAUCGACAUCAGAGACAACGAAAUCGAUACCACUUGCCAUAAAUGCAUUCAGGAGAAAAAGAUCGAUACUACUUGCCAUAAAUGCAUUCAGGAGCAAAAGAUCGACACUACGUGUCAUAAAUGCAUUCAAGAGCAGCAUAAAACUGAUACUACUUGUCAAAAUUGCAUUAAUGAGCACAAGACUAAUAACUGUAAUCAAUGUACCAGCAUUAAAACACAAAAAACCUGCUCAUGCACAAAUGGGAAUUGCAAGUGUGAGAAAACUACUUCUAAUAACGGUUGUAAUUGUGAUCUUAAUAAUGCGCACAAAAUUACCACCAACCAAAUUAUAGAUGCCAACCAACAUUUAAACGUUAUUCAAAAUCACAAUCAUCAAAUAAAAACUCAAAUAAAUCAUCAAAUCAACCAAAUGAAUAAAAAUCAUCAAAUGAACUACAACCACAUCAUACACCCCAAUAAUUGCUGCGUCAAUCAGCAACAACAUUCAAAAACCAUUAAAAUGAAGAAAACCUGCACUGUCUGUAACGACGUGAAUUUAGAAAAUGAUGGACUAAACCACGGAACUUUCGGUCACAUCUUCAACGGCGUUGCAAAUGGGCCUUUCCAAGCUAUGAUCCCUGGCGCGCCUUUCAGCAAUUUGUUCGGAGGCUUUGGCGGCGGAAUUAUCACCGGCCGAGGCUCUAGCACUGGAGACCAAAGCAGCUCUAGUGCCGGCUCCUCGGCAGGUGGGACCGCCAUCACCACGUUGACGGACGGGGGGACGGACGAUACCAACAGUAUUACCCUCACCUCUAAAAAAGGCAGCAAGAGUGGCAGUACCUUAGGCAGUAGUAGCUACGGCAACAGCUUGUUCUCCGCCAGUAGCGGCGCAAGCAGCGGCGGCAGCAGCAGCAGUGACUCCAGCAGCGGCAGUGGCGGCGGGUACGGCAAUCAAUUACUCGGUGGAGUCGGUGGUCACGGCAGCGUUUUUGGAUAAGUUAGUAUAGCGUCAAAUAGUAAAUGGUGAAUAAAUUGUUUUUUGAAUUCGUUUCGUAUUUUUUGUUACAUUUAAUGACGCUAUUUCUUCUUUGUUUACUAGUAGCUGAGGAAAAUUAUCCAUUCUGCACGGCUUACGCAUUACUUACUUACCUUUUCUUUGAACAGAUCACAUCCCGAUAGAUUUACAAUGUAUUUUUUCAGUUUAGCUGUUCGUCAUAGAUCUCGAGGUAUAAAAGGUUUUUUUUUUAAUGUAAUUAGGUAUAGAUAGUCUUUGAUACUUUUUGUCUUCAGUUUUAUCUUUUGUACUGCAUAGGUAUAGGCCUUCUAGAAUUGUAUGUUCGUGAGAAAUAGUGUGCCGCUGACUGUAGGUUUUUCUUUAUUCAUAUGUGAGAACAAUGGAAGGAUAUUA
Molecule: messenger RNA, 4459 nt
Organism: Trichoplusia ni (cabbage looper)
Lineage: Eukaryota; Metazoa; Arthropoda; Insecta; Lepidoptera; Noctuidae
Product: keratin, type I cytoskeletal 9-like
Exons: 2
Coding region: 1040-4048 (1002 amino acids)
Source: RefSeq, a predicted model, not a curated record